AUAAAACUCGUUCUCUCCUUUCAGUCACAUAGCAAGCGAUCACCUAUUUGCUGAAAAAGCUAUUCCCGCCCCCUUUACGGUUCUUUUCCCUUCUGUCUCCCCUUUAAUCUAUGCAACACGAAUUCCAGCUAGCCGACUACUAUGCUAACUGCAUACACCAAGGGCAAGGAAAUUCCUUUGCAAUAAACAAUAGCUGUCUUCCACCCCUUUGGCUGCAACUAGGCAAGGUCAGUCCCGCUGCGGCAGCAGCUACAGCGCCUGGAAAAGACCCCCGCCUCCAGCUCCCCUAUGCGUGCAGAACUCAGCAGCUGUACAUCAGGAAGAGCCGGCCAACCCCAUCAGCGCUAUUGAACUCAACCCAAAGGAGCUGUCCAACUCCAUCGUGGUGCUGAACCGAGCUAGAGCAACACAGCUGGGAAAGCUGUCUAUCCGCGCCGCGGUGCUGAACUCAGCAACAUCCGCUCAGCAAGGAGCUGUCCAUCCUGCCGCGGUGCUGAAAGCUGACUCCUCUCCGACAUCUUUCCAGCUGCAAGAACAGCAGCAGGAAGAGACAGCGGCUACUGUGGAACAUGGAGGGAAAGGGCUCCCGGAAGAGCAGCAAUAAGGCUGACUGCACCGCGCUGUAUUUGCGCUGAUCGGUUCCAUCCCAGCCCGCUCUCGCUGUUUGGACACAAAGCCACCCGCAGCCAUGGAAGAGGAGCUGAAAUGUCCCGUGUGCGGCUCGCUGUUCCGGGAGCCCAUCAUCUUGCCCUGCUCGCACAAUGUCUGCCUGCCUUGCGCCCGAACCAUCGCCGUGCAGACGCCGGAGACGGAGCAGCACCUGCCCGCCAUGCUGCACCCCCGGGGCCCUGCGGCAGCGCCGGGGGCCGGGGCCGGAGCCUCCGGACCAGCCUCUCUCGACUACGACUGCGGGGCCGGAGGGGGCAGCGGAGCAGGCGGAGGGGGCGGCGUGGAUCAUGCGGACAAGCUGAGCCUGCACAGCGAGACCGACAGCGGCUACGGCUCCUACACCCCGAGCCUUAAGUCUCCCAACGGGGUGCGGGUUCUGCCCCUGGUGCCACCUCCUCCGGGCUCCUCGGCGGCGGCGGCCCCUCGGGGUGGAGGCACCAGCUCCUCGCUGACCUGCCCGCAAUGCCACCGCAGCGCCUCGCUGGACCAUCGCGGCCUACGCGGCUUCCAGCGCAACCGGCUCCUGGAGGCCAUCGUGCAGCGCUACCAGCAGGGCCGGGCCGCCGCCUCGGCCGCCGCCAAGUGCCAGCUGUGCGACCGCAGCCCCCCCGAGCCGGCCGCCGUGAUGUGCGAGCAAUGCGAGGUGCUCUACUGCGCCUCUUGCCAGGUCAAGUGCCACCCGUCCCGGGGGCCCUUUGCCAAGCACCGCUUGGUCCCUCCGCCCAGCCAGCAGGGAGCCCCGAGCGGAGCGAGCGGCGGAGCAGCUGGUGGCGGCGGCGGGGGCAGCAAAGCGCCCGGGGCUGCGCGCAAGCCCCCGACCUGCGCGGAUCACGAGCUGGAGAACUACAGCAUGUACUGCGACUGCCGGACUCCCGUCUGCUACCAGUGCCUGGAAGAAGGCAAGCACGCCAAGCACGAGGUGAAGGCCUUGGGGGCCAUGUGGAAGCAGCACAAGGCACAACUGUCUCAGGCUUUAAAUGGCAUUUCAGAUAAAGCAAAGGAAGCAAAGGAAUUUCUGGUUCAGCUGAAAAAUAUACUACAGCAGAUACAGGAAAAUGGCUUGGACUAUGAAGCCUGUCUGGUGGCUCAGUGUGAUGCCUUGGUUGACGCUUUGACUCGCCAGAAGGCAAAACUGCUCACAAAAGUUACCAAAGAGCGUGAACACAAGUUAAAGGUUGUUUGGGACCAGAUAAACCACUGUACUCUGAAACUUCGCCAGUCUACAGGGCUUAUGGAAUAUUGUCUUGAAGUAAUCAAAGAAAAUGACCCUUCUGGGUUUUUACAGAUUUCAGAUGCUUUAAUCAAACGUGUUCAAGUGUCUCAGGAGCAGUGGGUCAAAGGAGCUCUGGAACCCAAAGUAUCUGCUGAAUUUGAUCUCACUCUGGAUAGCGAGCCAUUGUUGCAGUCAAUUCAUCAGCUGGACUUCAUUCAGAUGAAAUGUAGGGUGCCGCCAGUCCCACUCCUGCAGCUGGAGAAGUGCUGCACUCGAAACAACAGCGUGACCCUCGCCUGGAGGAUGCCACCUUUUAGCCAUAACCCAGUGGAAGGUUACAUCUUGGAACUCGAUGAUGGAGACGGUGGCCAAUUCCGAGAAGUGUAUGUUGGUAAGGAGACCCUAUGCACUAUUGAUGGCCUUCAUUUCAACAGUACAUACAAUGCAAGAGUCAAAGCCUUUAAUUCAUCAGGAGUGGGUCCUUAUAGCAAGACUGUUGUUUUACAGACUUCUGAUGUGGCCUGGUUUACAUUUGAUCCCUCUUCAGCCCAUCGGGACAUAGUCCUUUCAAACGACAAUCAGACUGCUACUUGCAGUAGCUAUGAUGACCGCGUCAUCCUGGGCACAGCAGCUUUCUCAAAGGGGAUCCACUACUGGGAACUGCAUGUAGACCGUUAUGAUAACCAUCCAGAUCCAGCCUUUGGAAUUGCUAGAAUCAACGUCGUCAAGGACAUGAUGCUAGGAAAGGAUGACAAGGCAUGGGCUAUGUACGUUGACAACAACCGCAGCUGGUUCAUGCACUGCAAUUCUCACACCAAUCGAACAGAAGGGGGUGUUUCAAAAGGUGCAACUGUAGGAGUUCUUCUGGACCUCAACAAGCACACCCUGACCUUUUACAUAAAUGGGCAACAGCAGGGACCUCCAGCAUUUGAAAAUGUGGAGGGCGUCUUCAUGCCUGCAUUAAGCCUCAACCGAAACGUGCAGGUGACUCUGCACACAGGACUCGAGGUACCUCAGACUGUCAGACCACCAAAGCUGCCGAGCAACUGAGCUCCUCUUACGUAAAUCUGAGCUGGAUUUUAUAAUCUUUCUAAAUAGAUUUUGGCAUAAAUAUAUACAAAGCAUUCGCCAUUUAGAUCAAAAUCAGAAUUGGUUAUUAGACUUAAGUAACCUAACGCUGUUUUUUGUCUACAUGCAUUUCAAAAUGUUACAGCCUUCUGAGAGUCGCUUGCAUCACCAAAUUUCCUGUGCAUUAGCAGUGCGUGAAACCUGAUUGGUCUGCCCAUCUAAAGUCAAUCACAUAAGUGGAUUGUUUUAAUAUCAAAAAAUGCCUCAUUUUCCUUUUCAUCCAUUUUCCCUUUAGCCACUCAUGUGGCACGUGCCAGAGAAAGUGAAAAGUACUUUAUCACCAUUGAUUAGACUGGGAUUAAAUUCACUGUUGUUAUUGUUUUCCAUUCUGGUCUCUGAAUGUGAUGUACUGAUGUGGACGAUAACACUCCAAAUACUGUAGGUACUGUUUGGGUAUAAAGGACCCAGCCCCACUGGUGGGGAUUUGGACAAAGUGACCUCUGAGGCAUCCUCUAGAUUUGGGCAUGAUGAAACAGGAAUGAAAUUGUUUGUGAUCCCACUGAGGUCAGUAGCAUAAUUCUCAGUGAUUCCACUGUGAGCAAGGACUUAAUUUUUAAAGCAAUAUAUGCUGCAGGCCUCAAACUGAUUGCUGCAGAGUAGUGCUACCAGACCUCUGCAAUGGUGUAGCUGCUUGCAGCACUUGACUGGAGCUCAUGCAGCACUAAUGUACCGUAACUUCAUGAUUUGUGACUUUGUGGUUGAGAAUAUAAUCAAAUGAUUUGCAAACAGAGCAGAUCUCUGGGAGAGAUUCACUCAUUAAAACACAGAUAAGAACAUGUGGGGCAACAAAGCAGAGAUCCCAUAUCUACUCAGUAAAAUAAUAAUAAAUCUUUAACAUCUUUAUGUGAUUUUAGAUCCUCUUCUUUUACCUAUGUCCCCCACUCCACCUUUCUAGUCAAUAUUCUAUUAUUCAACAGGAUUUAAUUAACAAAACCGCUAAACCAUAUGCCAUUCAUAUCCUCCUUCUUCUAGUCUAGCAAAAUGGACUUUGCUUAACUUAUCACUCAUACAUAUUCUUCCACAAGUAUUUGUUGGAUUGCAGUUAAGCCCUUUUCAAAGUUGUUUCAUGGCUUUCUGAGAUGCCAGCUGAGUCAAUCCCUCAGCAUGUAGCAACAACUUCGUUUUUAGGGCCAAACUAGAUGUGACAUUAGCUGUGUCUCUGCAUUUAGCACACUUAAAAAAUAAUAAAAAUUAGCUGAUGUGGUGCUAUUCAUUGGCAGCCAGGGUGGGUGGGUUGCUCCCAGCUCAAAGAGCAGCUUCAAAGGAAUGAUUUUAGUAAGGAUGAAUCUCUCCACCCUGCUUCUGUGAUCCCAGUAGUUACCUAUCCCUGAUGUACUUUAAAUGCAAAUAUGCAUUUAGUAUGAGGUCUAGUGGCCAGGUUCAGGCAUUUUUUCUUGGCUUCAUAAACCAUGGUCCAAGUGGACUACUCCUUCUUUCUUUACCCCUCCUCUCCUUAUGCCAGCUUCAGCACUUAAUCAUUGGUUUGACAUUAAGCCAGAGUUCCCCAUUACGUCUGAACCAGGGAGAUCUGGGUUAAUCGCCAUUAAUUAACUAGGAUACUAAACCUGGUUAGUUAAUGAGAUUAAGGCUGGAUCUAGACACAUCAAAAAAACUGUUUCUGGAAAAUGUGUUGUAAAACUCAUAAUGGGAAAUCACGUUGCCAAAG
Messenger RNA from Podarcis muralis (Common wall lizard), 4676 nucleotides. The record is from RefSeq and is a predicted model, not a curated record. NCBI's taxonomy places the organism in Eukaryota, Metazoa, Chordata, Lepidosauria, Squamata, Lacertidae.